AUGACUGCCGCUGAUGCCGACGUACUCAUUAUCGGUGCUGGCAUGUCAGGCAUUGGAUUCGCCAUCCAAUUGCAGAAGAAGUACAGAAAUGCUACUUUCGAGAUUUAUGAGAAAGGCACCGAAGUGGGAGGAACCUGGGCCGUCAACACAUAUCCUGGCUGCGGAGUUGAUGUCCCUUCCCACUUCUACUCGUAUUCAUUCGGACUGAACCCGCAUUGGACGCGCAAAUUCACCAUGCAGCCUGAGAUUCUUGCCUACUUCAAAGACGUAUCUCGCCAGCAAGGUAUCGACUCCCACAUAAGUCUCCAGUGCAGCGUCAUCAAAGCCGAGUGGCAGUCCGAGUCUAGCAUCUGGCUCGUCGAUAUCCUCAACCACCGCACCAACAAAGUCAUCCAGAGACGAGCCAACAUCCUCAUUACAGCUGUUGGUGCCCUCAGCAUCCCCAAAAAGUGCGAAGUCCCAGGCCACGAGACCUUCGAGGGCAACAUCUUCCACUCUGCAACUUGGGACCACAGCUUCGACCACGCCAACAAGAAUGUCGUGGUGCUUGGGAACGGCUGCAGCGCCACGCAGUUCGUGCCCGUCAUUGCACGGACUGCAAAGAGCGUCACCCAGUUUGCGCGCCAACCGCACUGGUUGCUCGAGCGUCCCAAUCCAGAGUAUUCGGCACUGUUCCGCUUCGUGAUGCGCUGGGUCCCUGGUGCCAUGAUUUUACUCCGCGCCGUCAUCUAUGCUCAACUCGAGGCUGAGUGGCUCAUGUUCAAUACUUCAACGGGCAAGAACGCGCGUCAGAAGUUGAGCGAGGCAUCUAGAAAGUACAUUAGGGAGAAUGCACCAGCUGAGUAUGUCAAUGCGUUGGUGCCCAAGUUCGAAGUUGGUUGCAAGCGUCGCGUGUUUGACACAGGAUACCUAGAGGCGCUGCAUAGGCCUAACCUCCAUCUUAUCUCAGAUGAUCCUGUUGAGCGGGUUGGCCGGCGCAGCGUCUUUCUCCGUUCGGGCAAGGAAUUCCCAGCUGACGCCAUUGUGCUGGCUACUGGGUUUGAAACGACAAAACUGCUCGCGCCGAUGGAGAUUAUAGGUCUUGAAGGGGAGAGCGUUGAAGAUCAUUGGAACAAGCAUAACGAUGGACUCCCCCUAGCCUAUUACGGAACUUGCAUUGCCGGCUUCCCAAACAUGUUCAUCAUGAUGGGCCCCAACACACUCACCGGUCAUCUGUCGGUUACAUGGUCGACUGAGUGCCAGAUAAACUUCACCCUCCGCGUCAUCGAUCCCAUUUUAUGCUCACUGCACCCGCCAAAAAUAUCUCUUUGGCCCUCGCGAACAGUAGAGGCUGUCCAAGUCAAACAGCAGGCCGAAAAUGAAGAGAACUCAUGGAUCCAGUCCAAGUGUAAAAGCUUGGUUUGGUCGUCGGGAUGCAGUAACUGGUAUGUCGAGCCCAAGACGGGUAAGAAUCUGUUGAUCUAUCCUGAAUGGCAGUGGCACUUUUGGUUGAGAAGUAUCUUCAUUCGCUGGGGAGACUUUCGGUUUGUUUCUGACCUUAAGAGCGGUGGCCGAAUAUCUCCCCUGUGGGUAUUGCUACCGGCUCUCGCUGGUCUUUCAUUCGUUAUGGAUAAAAUUACAGUAUCGUCUGUAUCGCGGCUGUUGAAUGACAAGCUUGUGUUAUCCUUUGCCAGUAGAUAG
This is a messenger RNA of Fusarium fujikuroi IMI 58289, 1680 nucleotides long. RefSeq names its product related to putative monooxygenase. NCBI's taxonomy places the organism in Eukaryota, Fungi, Ascomycota, Sordariomycetes, Hypocreales, Nectriaceae. Gene Ontology annotation, molecular function: flavin adenine dinucleotide binding; N,N-dimethylaniline monooxygenase activity; NADP binding. The record is from RefSeq and is a predicted model, not a curated record. The coding region runs from base 1 to 1680 and encodes 559 amino acids. The transcript is spliced from 2 exons.